Molecule: messenger RNA, 1282 nt
Organism: Condylura cristata (star-nosed mole)
Lineage: Eukaryota; Metazoa; Chordata; Mammalia; Eulipotyphla; Talpidae
Gene: SHISA4
Product: shisa family member 4
Exons: 5
Coding region: 249-839 (196 amino acids)
Source: RefSeq, a predicted model, not a curated record
GCUGUGUGAGGGGCAGCGGGGUUCCCAGCCCAGGCUGGGGCCGGGGGCGUCGCCGGGGGGUGGACCUCUGGGCGGGACGCGGAGCGUGGGGGCAGGGUUACGGCGGGCUGGGCCUUAGUCCCGCCCCUGGAGCGCGGGAGGGGAGCGGAGCUCGGCGGCGGGCUGGGCCCUUCCGCCUCUCCCGCUAGCCGGCUCGGUCCUGCAGUGCUUUCUCCCGGCGGCCGGAGUCCGGCCGCCCCCUCCCCACCAUGCCGCCCGCUGGGCUCCACCCGGCCGCGCCGCUCGCCGCAAUCGCCCUCUUGGCGCUGGGGGCUCCCUUGGCGCUGGCCGAUGAGGACUGCCUGUGGUACCUGGACCGGAAUGGCUCCUGGCACCCGGGCUUCGACUGCCAGUUCUUCACCUUCUGCUGCGGGACCUGCUACCAGCGGUACUGCUGCCGGGACCUGACCUUGCUCAUCACCGAACGGCAGCAGAAGCACUGCCUGGCGUUCAGUCCCAAGACCAUAGCAGGCAUCGUGUCGGCCGUGAUCCUCUUCGUGGCUGUUGUGGCCACCACCAUCUGCUGCUUCCUCUGUUCCUGCUGCUACCUGUACCGCCGGCGCCAGCAGCUACAGAGCCCCUUUGAAGGCCAAGAGAUUCCAAUGACGGGCUUCCCAGUGCAGCCAGUAUACCCGUACCCUCAGGACCCCAAAGCUGGCCCUGCACCCCCACAACCUGGCUUCAUGUACCCACCUAGUGGUCCUCCUCAGUAUCCACUCUACCCAGCUGGGCCCCCUCUCUACAACCCUGCAGCUCCUCCCCCCUACAUGACAGCACAGCCCUCUUACCCCGGAGCCUGAGGAAUCAGCCGAGUCUGCUGCCCUUCAGUGAAACCCCCACCUGUUCCUGCAUCUGGUCCUGGGGUGGCCAGGGGUCCUCUACAUGGCAGGCCCCAGACCGGGCGAAGCCCUGGACCCUCCUGGGAAGAGUGUAGUCUGUGGAACAGGAACAGAGUGGGAACUUGGCCAUAAUGGGGGAGGGGGGUAGUGGUGGGACUUGGGAUUAAUGGACUGUUUUUCUUGGGGGCAAGGGAAGGACAUGAAAGCUGGGUCACAGUUCCUGCUUUCAAAUAGUCCCCCUUCUCCCAGGAUUGCAGCAGGGAAGGCCAGGCCCCCCCCCCCGUUUCCCCCCCCCCAAAGGGCUGGGAUAAGACUGAGAGAGGCUCCAUGAGCCGAAAGAAGCCUCCUCCUGGUGGCCCUCGGCCAGCUCCCAGGCCUGCUGGAUUAAAGCAGUAAAGCUGUAA